AUGUCGCCAUAUCAACAUCUCUUCUCCACUAAUGCCGUCCUGGGUGUCUGGCGCAACCUCCGUAACACCAAAGAUAACAACGAUCUCUUGCUCACCUUACAGUACCACCAAGAAGAUCUCCAGAGACAAAAAGGAAAGAAAUAUACCAAAGGGGGGGUUUCAGAAAGCACACAAGAGGUUUCAGAUGGAAAGACAGUGGAUGUGGGUGGAAAGAGUAUAGGCUUCGUGGUACCAUGGCGGGCGAUGCAGAGCCAAAGACGGGAGUUGAAGGAAAGGGAAAAGGAGCUUGCUGAAGCACUAAAUCCGCUGGUCCAAAUUCGCCACCUCGCAGCCGGUCUAUCACGGCAGAUGUCCAAAAUCGAAUUUCAGAUGAUCGACAAUGCUCCCUUCGCCAAUGGCAAGAACCUUUACACGGGCGGGGAAGUGGCCCAGAAGUUUCUCCCCUCCAUCCAGACUCUCUUUGAGCAAAAGCCCGUUCCUCAGCGCAUCAUCUUCGAACUAUUGAUGGAACUGAAAGACCUAGUCUACAUGGCCAUGGCAGGCUGCUCAAAAGAAGUCUUAGAACAUGGACUAGACAGCACAGGAACCAGCUCCCUGGAAGAACUCGACGACGCAAUCGUACGAGCCAUCACACCUCCACCACACACCCUCGAAUCCCACCAGCCAAAAGAACUAGAACAAAGCCACAAACGCUCACUUCGCCGCAAAGCCUCAAGCCUCCUCUCCAAACCCCCAAAACAAGAUCACCCAGCCCCAUCUUUUCUCCUUUCCGUCUCCGAAGAACUACUCUACAACCUCGAGUCCCUCGAAACCACCGCCCUCGCAUCCACCCAGCUCCCCCUCCCUACCCCGGACUUCUGCGCCCACGCCAUUAUAACACUGCGCCGUCUUACCUCCCGCUCGCUUCUAUCCGACUUUUCACAGCAAAAGAAGAAGAGAGCGCAAAAAUGCGCGGAGUACGCGCGGUGUACCAAGUGGGCUGGAGCGCAAUGGCGGCAGAACGGCGGGUGUGGCCGGGGAUGCAAGAAUGAAGAUGAGGAUCCGGAGGGUUUGCCGAGUUGGCAUAGGUGUAGUCGCUGGUUUGAUGAGAGAGGCGGUGGGACGUGUAUGGUUGGUGGGGGGAGGGCGGUGGAGAGGGAGGAUGGGUUUGGGGUUGUUAGGAUGACGGCGGUGUGA
This is a messenger RNA of Bipolaris victoriae FI3, 1176 nucleotides long. RefSeq lists its product as hypothetical. The transcript has 2 exons. The record is from RefSeq and is a predicted model, not a curated record. NCBI's taxonomy places the organism in Eukaryota, Fungi, Ascomycota, Dothideomycetes, Pleosporales, Pleosporaceae. Bases 1 to 1176 code for a protein of 391 amino acids.